UUCCCAAUUGUCAAUAGGGCAGAAUCCAGCGAAAGAUAAUCCAUCAUUUCCUCCUCUUCUUCUUAUUCUUAGUGCCGCCACACACCAACUUCAACCCUAAAUUUGAACAAGAAGAAGAAGAAGAAGAAGAAAGAGACGAAGCCCAAAUCGAAUCGGGUCACACAUUCAGCUACCAGCCAAUCUGCUUUAGCUUAACUCUGAGUUCUUAGUAUUUGCAUUGGGUUACAAGUGACAACAAUUCUAAUGGCUGCCGAUUCGGCACAGUUAAGUUCCCAACUGGCUGAAGCAACUUUGAACGAAUCUGUCUCUGCUCUGAAAGCAGAAUUUUCUGACAGAGUUCCCAUCAGAUCCAUAAUAUCACGAACCGAUGGGGGGUCUGGGUUUGCCGGGCAGCAUGUCCGGGUUGGUGGUUGGGUGAAGACGGGCAGGAAGGCAGACAAGGAUGCAUUUGCUUUUCUGGAACUUAAUGAUGGAUCAUGCCCUGGCAACUUACAGGUGAUUGUGGAAGCAGACAAGGGUGACCUUGGGCAGCUUGUGCCAACCGGUACAUGUGUGGUUGUGGAUGGCGUGCUUAAGCUGCCCCCAGCUGGGGCCAAGCAGAAGGUGGAGCUUAGAGUUGAGAAGGUGGUCCAUUUAGGUCCAGUUGACCCUGCUAAAUAUCCGUUGCCCAAGACCAAGCUCACCCUUGAGUUUUUGAGGGACGUAGUUCAUCUCCGUUCCAGAACUAACACCAUCUCUGCAGUUGCUCGCAUCAGAAAUGCCCUGGCAUAUGCAACUCAUACAUUUUUCCAAAAGCAUGGCUUCCUUUAUGUGCACACUCCAAUUAUCACUACCAGUGAUUGUGAGGGUGCUGGUGAGAUGUUCCAAGUCACAACAUUGAUUAGCGAAGGUGAAAGGUUGGAGAGGGAGCUGAUUAAGAACCCUCCCCCGUCUGAAGCAGACCUAGAAGCUGCCAAGCUAAUCAUCAAGGAAAAAGGAGAUGCUGUUUCACAGCUGAAAUCUGCUAAAGCAAGUAAGGAGGAGAUUGGCGCUGCUGUCGCUGAACUUAAAAGGGCGAAGGAGAAUGAUUUGAAGCUGGAGGAGAGAUCAAAGCUUCAGCCAGGAAUCCCCAAAAAGGAUGGGAAGAUUGACUAUACACAAGAUUUCUUUGCCCGUCAAGCUUUUUUGACCGUUUCUGGCCAACUCCAAGUGGAAUCUUAUGCAUGUGCUCUUAGUAGCGUGUAUACAUUUGGGCCUACUUUUCGUGCUGAGAAUUCACACACUUCACGGCAUUUGGCAGAAUUCUGGAUGGUGGAGCCUGAAUUAGCAUUUGCAGAGCUCAAGGAUGACAUGAACUGUGCAGAGGCGUAUGUCAAAUUCUUGUGUCAGUGGUUACUUGACAACUGCUAUGACGAUAUGGAGUUUAUUUCUCGGCAAUUUGAUAAAACUUGCAUAGACCGUCUAAAGAUGGUUGCAUCCACACCGUUUGAACGGAUUACAUAUACAGAAGCUGUGGAGCUGCUAAUCGAUGCUGUGAAAAAUGGCAAGAAGUUUGAGAAUCAUGUAGAAUGGGGGAUUGACUUAGCAUCUGAACAUGAAAGAUUCUUAACAGAGGUGAAAUUUCAGAAGCCUGUUAUUGUGUACAAUUACCCAAAAGGGAUCAAAGCUUUCUACAUGAGACUCAAUGAUGAUAACAAAACAGUGGCUGCUAUGGAUGUCCUUGUACCAAAGGUGGGAGAGUUGAUUGGGGGUAGCCAAAGGGAAGAACGCUAUGAUGUGAUUCAUAGCAGGAUUGCAGAGAUGGGUCUGCCUAUUGAGCCGUACGAGUGGUAUCUUGAUUUGCGCCGCUUUGGAACUGUCAAACAUGCCGGUUUUGGUUUAGGGUUUGAACGGAUGCUUUUGUUUGCCACAGGCCUUGACAAUAUCAGAGAUGUUAUUCCAUUCCCUAGAUAUCCUGGAAGAGCAGAUCUUUAAGACAGUAGUCUAGUCUAUAAGUUUGAUGGGUAAUUUACGAAUUUGUUUUCCAUUAAUCCCUGUGCUAGAGAAAGCCCAGUUAACCACAGUAAUGUCUCAUUAAUAUUCCAAAAUUUAGACCAUUGUAUACUGUUUUCUGAAUUUAUGUUAUCUGAAUAGCAAGUUUGUGCUCCCUGCGAUUCUGCAGUUCAAUAUUACUUGGCUUUCGUAGAUCAA
This is a messenger RNA of Rosa rugosa (rugosa rose), 2169 nucleotides long. RefSeq names its product asparagine--tRNA ligase, cytoplasmic 1-like. Gene Ontology annotation, biological process: asparaginyl-tRNA aminoacylation. NCBI's taxonomy places the organism in Eukaryota, Viridiplantae, Streptophyta, Magnoliopsida, Rosales, Rosaceae. Bases 244 to 1953 code for a protein of 569 amino acids. Gene Ontology annotation, cellular component: mitochondrion. The record is from RefSeq and is a predicted model, not a curated record. Gene Ontology annotation, molecular function: nucleic acid binding; ATP binding; asparagine-tRNA ligase activity. The transcript is spliced from 6 exons.